Messenger RNA from Talaromyces stipitatus ATCC 10500, 2925 nucleotides. RefSeq lists its product as uncharacterized. Lineage: Eukaryota; Fungi; Ascomycota; Eurotiomycetes; Eurotiales; Trichocomaceae. The coding region runs from base 1 to 2925 and encodes 974 amino acids. The record is from RefSeq and is a predicted model, not a curated record. Gene Ontology annotation, molecular function: catalytic activity. The transcript is spliced from 3 exons.
AUGGCGCGUAAAGGCCCUGGUACAGACGGCCCUCUACAGACAGCCCUUCUAGAAUCCACGUCUGCAGCCACAACAAGAGCUUCUGAAGGACAGAAGAUCUUCAGCCCCAUAGCUGCAUUCCUUGAUAAACACCGCAGCCAAACCACCGGCCUUGCUCCUCACCUACUGAGAGCCCUCACCGCCCUAAGCGAUGACCUCGCCUCGGUAGCUCAACAACAUUUCAACGCCUAUAUUAGCGGUAUCUCGACGACCUCCAUUCUACCUGCCCUGUCUCCUUCCCCUUCCUCUUCCCCCAUCCUAAAUCCCUUACCCCCUUCACCCCCUCCCUCACGUCCCCCCUCAGGUCUUAACCAGUCAACUUAUGCGACUAUUACCCAAUAUGCCCCGGUCAAAUCAACCCCCACUACUCACUCUAAAUCCCCUGUUAAAAAGCCUAUGCCUCUGGUGAAACAACCCCUUCCUGACAACCGGCUCUUCGUACGCCUCCCAGCUGACCAUGCAGCUAGAAAAAUGGAAGCCUACGCCAUCUACUCUAGCCUACGGUCUCAACUAAACUCAAACAGUGCAGUGCUAAAAGAAGUUCAAGCCACAAAGACUGGCUUCGCACUAUGCCCCUCAUCUCCAGAAGCCCUCCUAGCCCUUGAGGCCCAAAAAGAGACUAUCUCUGCAUUCUUUGUUAACUGCCAGAUAGAACGCAGCUCCCGACGGGUCUCAUACCGAGUCACCAAUGUGCCAAGGAAAAUUGGCCAAAUCUUGGAUGGCCGAUACUCUCUAAUCCCUAUCAAUCCUACACUACUAUCCUUAGAAAUCAGCGAAACUACUGGGCUCAAGCCUAUAUCUAUCAGCGAGACCGCUACAAGUGCCGCCAACCCUAAUACUCUUUCCUCAAGCUGGUUUGUCAACUUCCCAGAAGGCACGAAAUCACCACUGCCUAUCCAACUACGUCUUUUUGGCACUAUCACCAAUGCCCGUCACCUCUCUAAGAGAACAACAGUUAUCCAAUGCACACGAUGCUGGAAAUGGCAUAACACACGAUCCUGUGCCCGCCCCUCUCGAUGCCGGCUCUGCGGCUCCUUAGAGCAUACUGAAGAGGGCCAUGUCAACCGCUGCACAGCCCUAGAGCCUCAUCAGUGCCCUCCCAGAUGCAUACACUGCCAUGGACCACAUCCAGCUGAUUUCCCAGAAUGCCUCCUGCGCCCUAAAGGCAACACUAAACAUACUAAAGCUCAACAAGCAGAGAUCCGCAAAUCCUGCGCCAUAAACCUCGCAAAAGCUCGAACUGAAGGAGGAUGUAGCUCUCAGCUUUCCAUUGGCACACAAGAAACACCUAUGGCAUUAGAUGAGAUGCCAACUCAGCCUCCAACCCACAAGAUUAUCUCUCCUUUCCGUUCAGUAACCCCCCCACCUCGCGCCCCAACUGAAGAUCCUCCAAUUACAGCUCGCGCAAAGGCGCCUCUCAAAAUCCUACAGCUAAAUGUAGGGCACGCGCCAGAUGCACAUGAAAUAGCUCUCACAUUGGCAUACACAAGCGAUAUUGAUAUUAUCCUAAUCCAAGAACCAUAUACUUUCAAAGAUCUUAGUCGACAGAUCACUAAAAAACACCCAUCAUAUGAAUGCUUCUCCCCAACUGACAGUUGGGCGAUAAGUGGCCGACCACGAGUCCUCACCUAUGUUCGAAAGAAGAAAGGCAUUCGGACCUCCCAGCUCCGCCCCUUCACAACUGACACUAAAGAGGCCUCGGAUCUCCUGUUCCUUCAGAUUUUCUCACCCACAGGAAAGUCUGCUCUGAUAGUCAACAUCUAUAACGCCCCAGCAGGCUCCAUCAGAGCAGGUGAAGCCGCGAAAGCUCUCACAACCCUGCCAGAGGCGUAUCUCCCUCAAGCAACAAUACUUGCAGGCGAUCUCAACCUACUACACAAUAGAUGGCAGCCCUCGCUACAUCGCAGCCCCACACCUUUCGCAGAGCCAUUUAUUAACUGGCUGGAUCUCCAGGGUCUAGUACUCAUUUCCGACAUAGACUGUCCCACACAUGAAAGGGGUAACGUGUUAGACCUCAGUUUCGCCUCAAGCCCUCUGGCACUCGCAGGAGCCAAAGCUAGCAUAGCGAGCCACUUAGAUGCAACCUCAGAUCAUCAACCACUAAUUACCACUGUUCCAUGGGAUCAGAGAUACAAGGAAACAGCUCAGAAACUGAGAUUUGACACACUAGAUCACACUUCCUUCCUUUCGCUCCUCGCCUCUAAUCUUGCUGGCACCGAGAGCUCAGCCGCGACAGAAGAAGAUCUUGAUGCUUUCGCCGAAAAACUGACAUCUGCAAUUCAAGGAGCAUAUAGAGGCUCUGCUAAGAGGACCAUGACACAAGGCAUAGGACAACCAUGGUGGAACGAAGACUGCAAGAAAGCUUUACACAAUUACCGCUUAGGCCUCUGCUCAAAGACAGACUUCCGCAGGAUAACUAGAUGGUCUCAACGACAAUUUUGGCGAGAGAAGCUCUCUACGGUAACACAAAUGAAGGAUGUUUUUGACAUGAGCAAAUGGCAUAAGUCUACAGGCAUCUUCCGAAGCCCUCCACUAAAAGAUCCGCUAAGGCCCAACAGCCUCCCAGCAGUUACUGUACACAAGAAACGAGACGUACUAGUCCGCAAUCUUCUCCAGAACUCGGCAGAGGCAGGAGACAUACCUCUGGACUCCCCAACAGUGCCUUCCACUAGUCUCUACUUCCCAGAUAUAUCGAUGCUACAAGUGGAGGAGUCAGUACUUCAGGCAGGAAACACAGCCCCUGGCGCAGAUGAAAUCCCAACCUGCAUACUCAAAGUAGCCUGGCCUCUGAUCAAAGAUAAGACCAAUCGCUCUCCUAUCAGUACUUGGCAAAGGACUGGAGCGCUUGGUGGCACGGAAUAUGGCAUGGAUCUCUAUACACCAUAA